GUUGUGAGUCUACCUCACAGUCAUGUGCAAAAAGUGCUUAUAAAUUGAGGAGCUUCUUCAAGAGUGAACAUAAAGACGAGAGACGAGGACACUAAAGGAACUAAAGGAUUUUACUUUCUUUCCACUGGGCUGGAUUAUAACCUUCCUGGAAAACUAUUUAGUGAGUGGUGGCCGGCUCGUGUCAACAGAGUUAAGGGCCUUUCCACAAUAAAACCGCUUCAAAAGACUAGUGCACUUCUCAAGAAAACUUUACGUUCGUUUACAGGCGCAGAAAUGGUUACCAUAAAACCCAAAGACAUGGUGCCCUCUGCGGCAGUUAAGUUCUUCGGAGCAGGCACCGCAGCCUGCAUCGCUGAUCUCAUCACUUUUCCACUGGAUACAGCCAAAGUCAGACUGCAGAUUCAGGGAGAGGCGCAGAAAGUUAAAGGAGCAGUGAAGUAUCGGGGAGUGUUUGGCACCAUCACCACCAUGGUGCGCACAGAGGGUCCCAGUAGUCUUUAUAAUGGACUGGUGGCAGGGCUCCAGAGACAGAUGAGCUUUGCCUCUGUCCGAAUCGGUCUUUACGACUCCAUGAAGCAAUUCUACACUCGAGGCACUGAGAGUGCUGGGAUUGUUACUCGGCUCAUGGCGGGCUGCACCACAGGAGCCAUGGCUGUGGCUUUUGCACAGCCGACAGAUGUGGUGAAGGUGCGUUUCCAAGCCCAGGUACGACUGGCCGAUGGUGGGAGGAGAUACAACAGCACCUUGGAGGCCUACAAGACGAUUGCCCGGGAUGAAGGAGUGCGGGGCCUUUGGAGAGGUUGUAUGCCCAACAUCACCCGUAAUGCCAUUGUAAACUGUUCAGAGCUGGUGACCUAUGACAUAAUCAAAGAACUCAUCCUGAAGUAUGACAUAAUGACAGACAACCUGCCGUGCCACUUCACCGCUGCCUUCGGUGCAGGCUUCUGCACAACAGUGGUGGCUUCUCCUGUGGAUGUAGUCAAAACACGGUUCAUGAAUUCAGGGUCUGGCCAGUACAGCAGCGCUAUCAACUGUGCUCUGACCAUGCUGAGACAGGAAGGACCCACAUCCUUCUAUAAAGGGUUCAUGCCUUCUUUCCUGCGACUGGGGUCCUGGAACAUUGUAAUGUUUGUGACGUAUGAACAAAUUAAAAGAGGCAUGACCAGGGCACAGCAGUACUGGGAGUCACCAUUCUUGAAAAUGGUUGGAUUUGGACCUGCAGAUGUGCCUCCAUCAGCAGCUGUUAAGUUUGUAGGAGCAGGAACUGCAGCCUGCAUCGCUGACCUGCUCACCUUUCCCCUGGAUACAGCCAAAGUGCGGUUACAGAUCCAAGGAGAGACCAGAGCUUCAGCAGCUACAGGGAAAGCAUCUGCAGUGAAGUAUCGUGGAGUGUUUGGGACCAUCACCACCAUGGUGCGUACGGAGGGGCCCAGGAGUCUUUACAGUGGACUGGUGGCAGGACUACAGAGGCAGAUGAGCUUCGCCUCUGUCCGAAUCGGUCUUUACGACUCCGACUCUGUAAAACAGUUCUACAAUAAAGGCUCUGAUCACGUUGGAAUCGGCAGUCGGCUGCUUGCAGGAUGCACCACUGGUGCUAUGGCGGUUGCUUUGGCUCAGCCUACAGAUGUGGUGAAAGUUCGUUUCCAGGCACAGGCGAGGUCUCUUGGGCAUGCCAGACGCUACUGUGGCACCAUUGAUGCUUACAAGACCAUUGCUAAGGAGGAAGGCAUUCGUGGUCUGUGGAAAGGUACAGCUCCGAACAUCGCACGGAAUGCAAUCGUUAACUGCACUGAACUGGUGACAUAUGAUUUCAUCAAGGAUACACUCCUUAGGUCCACUCCCCUGACAGAUAAUCUGCCCUGCCACUUUGUAUCAGCCUUUGGUGCAGGGUUAUGUACAACAGUGAUUGCAUCUCCAGUUGACGUGGUCAAGACAAGAUAUAUGAAUGCUGCUCUCGGCCAGUACAGCAGUGUCCUCAAUUGUGCUGCUGCCAUGAUGACCAAAGAGGGACCACUUGCCUUUUAUAAGGGGUUCAUGCCAUCUUUCUUACGCCUGGGCUCCUGGAACGUGGUGAUGUUUGUAACAUACGAGCAGCUGAAACGGGCCAUGAUGGCAGCGAAUCACAACUGCACAGCUAUAUUGUAAUCAUUAGUGUCUGUCAGAAGGCUGA
Messenger RNA from Morone saxatilis (striped sea-bass), 2170 nucleotides. Its product is annotated as thylakoid ADP,ATP carrier protein, chloroplastic-like. The record is from RefSeq and is a predicted model, not a curated record. Gene Ontology annotation, molecular function: oxidative phosphorylation uncoupler activity. Gene Ontology annotation, biological process: mitochondrial transmembrane transport; response to cold; adaptive thermogenesis. NCBI's taxonomy places the organism in Eukaryota, Metazoa, Chordata, Actinopteri, Moronidae. Gene Ontology annotation, cellular component: mitochondrial membrane.